UCUCCUCUAGGUGCGCCCUGCCAAACCUCUCUCUCUCUCUCUUUCCUUUUGUUUGAGAGUUCUUCCUAAUCAGAGAAAAUGAGUACUUCAGUCAGAAAAUCCGUCACCGUCUCUUCAAGGCGCAGUGUUGGGGGUAGUAAUUUUGGUGGGAAUCGUAAUUUCACUAGUAUGAGCGUCGGUGGGAAUACUCCAAGGUUUACCGCAAGAUCGGUAUCUGGAAUCGGUGGUGGUAGAAUGUCAGUGACCGGUGGUGUGUUUAAAUCAGGCGUUGGAUAUGGUGGUGGUGGUGGUGGUGGCGGCGGCGGCUACAGUUUCAGCAAAUACAGUGGUAGUGUUAGUGGUGGUGGUGGCGGUGGUGGUGGUGGUUACGGUGUCGGUUAUGGUAGUUUUGGUGCUGGUUUCAGUGGCGGUGCUGGUUUCGGUGGUAGUGGUUUCGGUGGUCUUGGUGGUGGCGGAUUUCCGCUGCCGGCAAUCACACAAGUCCAAGUCAACCAAAACCUGCUGGCCCCUGUUAACAUCGACAUUGACCCCAACAUCCAGACCAUCCGAACCCAGGAGAAGGAGCAGAUCAAGAACCUCAACAACCGCUUUGCCGGCUUCAUUGACAAGGUGCGCUUCCUGGAGCAGCAGAACAAAAUGCUGGAAACCAAGUGGAGCCUGCUGCAGGAUCAGACCACCACCCGCUCCAACAUCGAUGGCAUGUUUGAGGCUUACAUCGCCAACCUCCGCAGACAGCUCGACGGGCUCGGCAAUGAGAAGGUGAAGCUUGAGGCAGAGCUGAGGAACAUGCAGGGAUUGGUAGAGGACUUCAAGAACAAAUAUGAGGAUGAAAUCAACAAACGUGCUGCUGUGGAGAAUGAGUUUGUGCUUCUUAAGAAGGAUGUUGACGGCGCCUACAUGAACAAGGUUGAGCUGGAAGCCAAGGUUGACGCCCUUCAGGAUGAGAUCAACUUCCUCAGAGCUGUCUAUGAAGCAGAACUGCGUGAGCUCCAAGGACAGAUCAAGGACACUACAGUCAUUGUUGAGAUGAACAACAGCCGUAACCUGGACAUGGACCAAAUUGUGGCUGAAGUCAAGGCUCAGUACGAUGAAAUCGCCCAACGCAACCGUGCUGAUGCUGAGUGUUGGUACGAGCAAAAGUUCCAGGAGAUGCAGGCUUCUGCAGGCCAGGCUGGAGAUGAUCUUCGCAACACCAAGACUGAGAUCGCUGAGCUGAACCGUAUGAUCAGCCGCAUCCAGAACGAGAUCGAGGCAGUCAAGGGACAGCGUGUCAAUCUGGAGGCCCAGAUUGCCGAGGCUGAGGAGCGUGGAGAGCUGGCAGUCAAGGACGCUAAGCUACGCAUCAAGGAACUGGAGGAGGCCCUGCAGAGAGCCAAACAGGACAUGGCCCGCCAGGUCCGCGAGUACCAGGAGCUCAUGAACGUCAAGCUGGCUCUGGAUAUUGAGAUCGCCACCUACAGGAAACUGCUGGAGGGAGAGGAGGACAGAAUUGCAACUGGUGGUGGACCAUGCAACAUCAUCGUGCAGCAGACAAGCAGCAGCGUCAGUGCUGGUGGCGGCGGCGGUGGCGGCGGCAUGGGCGGUGGCUUUGGCGCCGGCUAUGGCAUUGGCUAUGGUGCCGGCAUGGGCGGCGGCUAUGGUGCCGGCAUGGGCGGCGGCUAUGGUGCCGGCAUGGGCGGCAGCAUUGGCAGCAGCGGCAUCAUCAGCAGCGGCGGCGGCAUUGGCAUCAUCAGCGGCGGCGGCGGCAUCAUCGGUGGAGGUGGAGGUGGCAAUAUGUCAUAUUCACAAAAAACCUCAAGCAGCAUCGUCCGCCGUGUGGUUUAACUGAACCAGCUGUUUUUCCUCUCUUCACUCUUCCUUCAUUGCAUUCUCCACCUCUUGUCCCUCUUCUCCACUCAUAAGAGCCAAAGUUAACCCCUCCACCUCUGAUCUUACAGCAGACUCAGGAACAUUUUGCAUUCAACCUUUAACAGCUGGCUGAUUAGUGUAAUGACAGCUUUUCUGGCAUUUACCUCCUGUGUUGCUCCUCCUCUUUGGUACCACAGAGAGAGAGAUAACAUCAAAAAAGCAGAGGCAGAGCGAUUAUUACACCAUAAAAAGAACAGCAGAGAUGUGAGUCGGUCCUCUCUUCUUUGGAUCAGUCAGCCUGGCUGUCUUUUAGUUGCUGGAUGUGCUAUCAAGCAGACAAGAGGAUACUUGUAGUGUCACGACAGAAAAUCUUUACAAAGCAACGGUGAUUGCACAAAAAAUGACAAUAGCAACUCCAAGAUUUGAGCAGGGAAAAGUAACAUCUGCAGUCAGCAUACACCUGUCCAACCUCUGACCCCUUCCUUUCUUCAAUGUCUCCUCUGUUGUCUCACAUCUGUCAACAUGUUGUGCAUUGUUACAUCAUCAAAAGCAGCCACACUCAUAUUCACGUCAGGAUCCUCUUUUUCUUCUCCUGUUCUGAGAGAAAAUGGGCUCUCCACUACAGCAUAUCAGCGGUGUCUUCAUCCUGCUUUACACCACUAAAUAAAAAGAAACCAUGGUUAAGGCUGACUGGAAAAAACAGAUUUAUCUUGAAUUUGUACCACCAAAUGCCUGGAAUAAAUCUGAUUUCACACUA
Messenger RNA from Cheilinus undulatus (humphead wrasse), 2605 nucleotides. Its product is annotated as keratin, type II cytoskeletal 8-like. Gene Ontology annotation, molecular function: structural constituent of skin epidermis. The transcript has 9 exons. Gene Ontology annotation, cellular component: keratin filament. The coding region runs from base 79 to 1824 and encodes 581 amino acids. The record is from RefSeq and is a predicted model, not a curated record. Gene Ontology annotation, biological process: intermediate filament organization; keratinization. Lineage: Eukaryota; Metazoa; Chordata; Actinopteri; Labriformes; Labridae.